AUGGGUCCGUCUAGUUCAUCAUAUACACUACAAGUCUUUUGGAGCAUUCUGGAGCAUAUGGGACGUGAGGAGCAUGGAGGGACUUGGCACAUGGACGCAGCUCAACUGGAUACGCAAAGGAAGAAGGGAGAAGCCAUCUUGAAGACCAGCUCGACCACUCUCGACUCGAACUCGAACUCGAUCGAGCUGAGAAGUCAACAGUCAAACCCGAAAAAUGUUGCUUCCCCCUUGACUUUCCUUUGA
Microthlaspi erraticum is the source of this 243-nucleotide messenger RNA. NCBI's taxonomy places the organism in Eukaryota, Viridiplantae, Streptophyta, Magnoliopsida, Brassicales, Brassicaceae. The record is from the annotation of a GenBank genome assembly.